UAGUUCUGUGUUCCUUCUAAACCACAGGGAUAAUAUAAGAUAAGAUGGGUAAUUAUCGGUUUAAGCUAACGGAGUUAAUCCCUAACGCAUGGUUUUACAAACUGAGAGACAUGGGGAGAUCAAGAAAGAACAGCACGGCGUCUCCUUCUCCCAUCAAGAAACACCAAACAGUUGUUCCUACUCCGACCACUGCACGCAGUCCUAGGCGACGCUCUUCUUCUUAUUAUUCAAGGCCUCGCAAAACAACGCCGCCGCCCGGUAAGUCUGCCGCCGACCGGCUACCUCACCGUGCCACCACCGUCUCCUCUGCUCCCAAGCCGGUCAUUUCCGAUUUGUCAUCGACUUCCAGUGAUAGUAGCACUGCCACCGGAACGGUGUCUUUCUCACCGGAGUUUCGCUCUGACCAACUACUCUUACCUGAGAGCUCCUCCCACAGCCCUUGCAGCUGCGUAAGCUCCAAAGUUCCGCCUCCGGAGCUCGAUCUCCGGCCGAUCAUCACCAAGCCGGCGAAUAAACCCACCACCGUGCGGAAAACGGCGGUGAGCUCUCCCCGGGGUGUGAGAGUUAGACUGCGCUCGCCGAGGAUCUCGACGAGUAAAUCGGCGGUGAGUUCGCGACGGAGCAGGGCGGUGGUGAAGGCGACGGUGGACCCGAGGAGAGAUUUUAAGGAAUCAAUGGAGGAGAUGAUCGCGGAGAACAAGAUAAGAGAGUCAAAGGAUCUAGAGGAACUUCUAGCUUGCUAUCUCUGUCUCAAUUCUGACGAGUAUCAUCACAUUAUCAUCAAUGUCUUCAAGCAAAUCUGGCUUGACCUUAAUCUUUCAUCCCACGAAUAAAAACAAAAAAAUCAAAUAAUUAUAUAUAUACCUAUAUUAAUUAGUCCUUAGUAUUAUAUAAUCUGUAAGGAUAUAUUUUAUUAUAUGCAUGGUUAUCAAUAUAGCAUUAUUGCUAGAGCUUUUCACUACAAGAAAAC
Messenger RNA from Eruca vesicaria subsp. sativa (arugula), 970 nucleotides. The record is from the annotation of a GenBank genome assembly. Lineage: Eukaryota; Viridiplantae; Streptophyta; Magnoliopsida; Brassicales; Brassicaceae.